Molecule: messenger RNA, 654 nt
Organism: Zymoseptoria tritici IPO323
Lineage: Eukaryota; Fungi; Ascomycota; Dothideomycetes; Mycosphaerellales; Mycosphaerellaceae
Exons: 1
Biological process (GO): translation
Cellular component (GO): ribosome
Molecular function (GO): structural constituent of ribosome
Source: RefSeq, a predicted model, not a curated record
ACACUAUACACAUUCCCAACUCUCGAACCGACCGGCUUCGCAACCUACCCAUCAACGCAUCUUCUCCUCCCCACACGCAAAGACAUCCUCCACAAAGCCAUCACCUUCGAAGGCGACAACGCCCGCUCCGGCACAGCGUCAACGAAAUGGCGAUCCGAAGUGCACGGCUCAGGGCGGAAGAUCCGGCCCCAGAAGGGCUCCGGAAAGGCUCGAUUGGGAGAUAAAAAGUCGCCCAUGCUUCGCGGUGGAGGUGUAGCAUUCGGACCCAAGCCUCGCGAUUUUGGAACGGACUUGCCCAAAAAGAUGUACGACCUCGCUUUUCGCACGGCGUUGAGUCAUCGGUAUAAGAAGGGGGAGCUGAUCGUAGUGGAUGACUCGCAGGGAUUGGGGUUGGAGAUUGCGGGCGUGCAUGAGAAUUCGAUGGAGAGGUAUGUGAGGGAUGUGCUGGGCUGGAAUGGACUGGAAAGGAGUUUAUUUGUGUCGCGUGAGAGGAGAGAUGGGUUGUUCACUGCGUUGGAGGCGGAUGGUAUGCAGAACAAAGCGAGGGCGAUGGAGGUCGAGUGGGUGGAUGUGAAAGAUCUGUUGGCGGGUGGGAGGGUUGUGGUCGAGAAGAGUGCGCUGGAGGCAUUGUUCAGGGAGCAUGAGGAAGACCUA